CCAUGAGUCAAGGACGAUCGCACCGGCCGCCUAAUUUUGUGGCGGCCUUGGCGGUUUGUGUACCGUCUUCCAUCUCCCCUCCCUCCACGCAGGUGAACAUAAACACCCAUUUGCAAGACCAGCCGUGGGCUUUAAUCAGUCCACUUGGAUCGUUGCAACUUCAUUCAUAGCUCAUCACAGCAAAAUGGCCGGGGAUUUACUUGAGCAAGAUGAAGUGCGCAAGGAGGUCGAACAGCAGCUCGCUCAAACCUCUUUCAGGUGCUCCUCGCUCAGCCAAUUAUCUGGUGGUACCGCCAAUUUCGUCUAUCGAGGCAUUCCCCUCUCUGGAGAUCCAGAAUCCAUCAUCAUCAAACAUACCAAGAACUACUUAUCAUCCAAUGCUAGCUUCAAGCUUGAUGCCGAGAGAUGUCAUUUUGAAGGAGCCAUACUCAAAGCACUUGAUGGUCUUGAGUCCCCCGAGUUGUCAGACAAGAUUAAGAUCAAAACACCUCAACUCUUCCACUUUGACAAGGAGACAAAUACUCAAGUCCUUGAAGAUUUGCCAGACUCGGUCGAUCUGAAACACUAUCUCAUUUCGGAGGCCUCUCGCGAUAUGUCAAAGACUUCCGCGCUAGCUCUAGGAAAUAGCCUGGGCUCGUGGCUGCGGGCUUUCCAUAGCUGGGCGGCCAAGCCUGAACAAGCAGAAAUCAGGGAGAUUCUCAGCAGGAAUCAACCAUUGAAAGACCUGAAGUUCUACAUCAACUACAUAUGGCUGUUGGAUACAAUUGGAAAAUUUCCAACCAUUUUGGAAGACAGUCGAGAUGUAUUCGAGAAAGUUCGCGAAUCGGCGGCCGAAGAGCUGAAGAGAACUGAGUAUGAUGAUGAAUACAAUGUAAUCCAUGGCGAUUUCUGGACUGGAAACGUUCUCAUGUCCAGCAUGCCGCUGACCAGCGACUCGCAAACAACGCUCUUCGUUAUUGAUUGGGAAAUGGCUCAGAUUGGAAGCCGAGCACUGGAUCUGGGCCAGAUGAUUGCCGAGACAUACGAGACCAAGCUCUUUAAAAAUGUCGAACAUGGGGUCUGGGUCAUCGAAGGCUUGAUGGACGCAUAUGGACAUUUGACCGAUAGGAUGGCAUUCCGAACCGCCAUUCAGGUCGGCACUCACCUGGUCUGUUUUGGAAGUCGAGUCGCCGGAUGGGGCAGUCCAGAGCAAGUAGAGGAGGUUGUGAAUGUUGGAAGAGACCUUAUAGUACAGGCAUGGAAGGAAAAUAAGUCUUGGUUUGAGGGACACCACCUUCGGUGCUUGUUUCAAUGGUAAGAGUAGCACUACCAUGCAUGAGGAAGCCGAAAGUAUCAUAAUACAUGAUAUUCGUCCCAUUAAAAAACUCAUGAGCGAGUGUGUCACAACACGUAGCAGAAAUCCUGGUUUUCAAACUCGGUGGUCCUCGCAUUCCAG
Penicillium brasilianum is the source of this 1435-nucleotide messenger RNA. The record is from the annotation of a GenBank genome assembly. NCBI's taxonomy places the organism in Eukaryota, Fungi, Ascomycota, Eurotiomycetes, Eurotiales, Aspergillaceae.